Molecule: messenger RNA, 2367 nt
Organism: Trichoderma asperellum CBS 433.97
Lineage: Eukaryota; Fungi; Ascomycota; Sordariomycetes; Hypocreales; Hypocreaceae
Biological process (GO): regulation of DNA-templated transcription
Cellular component (GO): nucleus
Molecular function (GO): zinc ion binding; DNA-binding transcription factor activity, RNA polymerase II-specific; transcription cis-regulatory region binding
Source: RefSeq, a predicted model, not a curated record
AUGAUACAAAAGAGCGCCUGUCUUUCGUGCCGCACGUCCAAAAUUCGCUGUGUGUUGGAUACGUUUGCCCAACAUGGCAAAUGCAAGCGAUGCUUCAACGCCAACAGCGAAUGCGUGUUCAGCACCAUUGCGCCUAGACAAAGAAGGAAAAGGACUGAUACGCGCGUGACGGUCCUAGAGAAGCGACUCUCAGAGCUGCAAGCAGCAGUAGACCUGCAAAGGCUGGCUCAGGAUGGUAGUGGCGCGACGCAUGCCACCGCCAGCCAGAUUGCGCUUGCGCCACAGCCAGGAUAUCACGACGCCAACGUUACAUGCCCCGGUGAGAACAGGCCAAGGAUUGGGACAGAGAAAUACCAGCCUGGAGAAGACGAUGAAAGUUCAUUUGGCGAUUGUCGCCACCACCCAUCUCUGGAGAGGCUUUUUGCUUCACGGCUGCUGUCAACGGACACCGCCAUACGUCUUUUCAACGACUUCACCAACAAUGCCCUGCCGCAGUAUCCCAUCUUGGCACUUACCAGGGCCGAAGACUUCGAUUGGUUCAGAGCACACCAACCUACGUUACUUCUUUCCAUCAUCGCUGCUGCCUGCAGAGCAUCCAACCCAAGCCUGUUUCGAAAGCUUAGUUUCCAUUUACGAGGGGAACUAUCAGAGCAGGUCAUGGUCCAUGGGAAUAGAUCUGUCGAGCUGGUCCUUGCCAUUUUAAUAAUGGUGGAGUGGUACGAUGUGCCCGAAGACAUGAGACGCCUGAACUUUUACUCAUGGAUUCAGACUGCAGGCCUCAUGAUACGCGAGCUAGGACUGUGGCCAUGGAGCGAGGAUGCCGGUUCAUCUGUGGACUAUACUAUGGCCCAGUGGCGCAUUUCUUUUGCUGCCUAUCUACCCUUGUCAACCGCCGCUGUCAGCCUACGUCGACCCACGCCAUUAGUAUGGACUGGGAGCAUGCGUAAUGGUGUGGAUGUGUUUGACAAGAAUAGUGUGCUCGAAAGCGAUAAACGAUUGGUCGCAUGGGUAAGAUUGCAAAUGAUAGCGGAAGAGGUCGAAACAUUAAGGGUCAAGGUGUCAUUGGCGGCCAAGGUGCAAGGCGAAGCUGAUCCUUCUGGUCUCGUUGAUCAACUUACUCUAUCGUCACUUGAAAGCAGAUUUAGUAGAUGGCGAGAUGAUUCUCAGCUUGUUUUCAACGGCUCACUCCGCAUGCAUUUCUUUUACUGCCGCAUCAAGUUUUACGAGCUGGCUGUCACCUGCAGCCCAUUCCGAUCGGCUUCUCACCGAAAGACACAGCCGCAGUCCUUGGCAAUUGCCAGGGAUAUGACUUAUGUUCGGACAAUCAUGUCUUUGAUACAAUCCAGCCAUUCAGCCCUGGAUACAUUGGUACUUUUUGACACGGCGACUUACCGCUGCUGUCCCACCGUCGUUAGUGUCCGGGCUCUUUACGCUCUACAGGAGUUAUUCGCAAUAUGGAAGGCUGUUCGCAGCCGCCAGGGAUAUCUAUCCGAGUUUGUGACUGAAGAGGUGCUAGCCCUUAAAUUCUACGCCAGACAAACAGAAGAGUUUUUCAAACAGGUAGUGGGAGCAGAGGAAUUUACUGUUCCUCGGAUGGCGUUGAAAGCGCUGCCUAAUCUUUUGUUUUCACUUGAUGAUAUCAAAAACCAAGAGAGACGGCAUCGGGUACAGCAGCCGGAGCGUUUUAAUCAGGGCAAAUCACAGGGACCUGCACUCGACUCACCAAGUCCGUCGGCCAAUGAUCUUGAAGUCAUAUUGAUUAUCGACCUGGGCGAAAUCCAAGCGCCCUCUGUGGGUCAGAGUCGGAACCAGGUCCAGGAUGGUGCAAGGACGGACGCAACGUUGGAGUGGCCAGCUACGUUGUCAACCAAUGAUGACUUCAAUACUACGCUGGAGGAUGCGUUUUUGGCUCCCGAGUUGGGGACAUUAAUAGCGUCAGACUCGGUGCUAGACCCAGGCUGGCUAUUUUCAGAGUGAGUUUAUGUGCCUGCGCCGUAGCUAAACUACGCGUAUAUUGGCUUCAAGAGGCGGAACGUAGUGCAUUAGUAUGUUGAAAUACGAGCGUCAACGCAAGGGAGUUUGGAUGAGGAAUAACCGCAGAAAUACGAGGACGAAAGACUUGACCGGCCCGGGCUGACGAAUUAAAUCACAAACGUCAACAUCUCUUUCUUCGUUUCCGUUCCGCCGAGUUCUUUUUCAGCUGGCUGGGCAUGCCAACACCUACGCGAAGCGUUCAAAAGGUCACUGGAGGGGCUUGAUGUACAAGUACUAUGUAAGUAAAAGAAGGCUGCCCGGUCACGUAGUGGAACCCUGUAAACUUUGCAACCCGAACAGGGGUUGUUGUUAAAGUGAGGCUGCAAUUAGAGG